CCAUCUGUUGGACUCCUGGUGGAAAGGAGCAAACGUUACACCAUGAGUUAAAUAAUAGAGUGCACGGAACACCGUGAGCUACUCAUGGUGUGCCGAACAACGCCGGAUGUCGCCGUUUUUUUAUAUUUUGACCUAUAUUAUUGGUUCAACAUCAUGUCAAUCAUAGCUCAGAAAGUUGCCAAGCGUUUUACGGCAACAACGAUGCUAUCAGAUUAGCUGUAGCCUUAUUUUUGACCGUUGCAGCCUUAUUUAAAGUCGCUCUACGUCCGAGUUUGCACGGAACACCGUGAGUCUACAGUAGCAAUCGCGACUACAGUAACGGUACUGUACUGUCAUUUCUAAUGUAAUCGUGAGAGGAAACAGGCAGGAUAUAUUCGCAAUAAUUCAAAUGAGCACCAAGCCUAAGAGCAAAUAAAUCCAUGGAGAUGGAGAGUGGAUUGCGAGGCUUGGGCAUUUGCUGGCUCAGGGGUUUGGCCUGCUGGAGGAGGCAAUAGACCUGCCCCAAGGCAGCGGAAAUUGCAUGACCUCUAUCAAAAGAUUGAGAAAUGCCCCAUGCAGACUCGUGGACAGACCGCCCUAAUUGGAAGGUCCAUGGUCUGUAAUUGUGGAUUCCAUGCUGUUAAGACUGCCACUCAGCUACCUCAGGCACCACAGUCUGUGGCUUCAGACUUGUCCACUGGUGCUGCAGCCCAGCCUUCUUUCCUGCAGCCCCCUCUGAGUGUGUCAAUGUUCACUAAAUCACGCUUUGGUGGGUCACAGUCUGCCUCAGUGAAGCCCAAUAUUGUAGCAAGGAAGACCCCCAGCCCUGCUCCUCCUCUAUCCUCUGUGAGGACCCCCAGCCCUGCUCCUCCUCUAUCCUCUGUGAGGACCCCCAGCCCUGCGUCUCCUCCAUCCUCUGUGAGGACCCCCAGCCCUGCUCCUCCUCUAUCCUCUGUGAGGACCCCCAGCCCUGCUCCUCCUCUAUCCUCUGUGAGGACCUCCAGCCCUGCUGUUAGCGCCAGCCUGGAAGUAGCCACUGCCCGGCUCUCCAGUACCAACUGCCCUGCAGCACCGUGGGCCAGGCACAGUUGAAGAGAAAGGUCCCGUCCACAGAUGUGACACCGGUGGCUAUAAAGAUGCAUGCCCAGCGUCAGCUCUUCCCUGCUCCACCCUCGGCCCCUCGUCUGUUGGUGCUGGCUCCGGUGACCUCACAGGUGCCUGUCUUCAUUGCUGCUCCACAGGCCCUGGGAGGUAUCUUCCCUGCACCUCCUGCUCCGGUCCGAAAACUAACCCGCCAUGUACCCCACAACACGUGCAAGAAAUGCGGGCAGUUCAGGACAGCCCAGACUGGACACAGUCAGUACAAAGGGACCGUGUACUGCCCCUCUGUAGAGGCUGUUUCCAAGGAGCAGUGGUUGGAGGACAUGAAAAAAAUAUAGAUGCCCCUCUACCCCCCUCCCAGAGGCAUGGACGCUGGGCUAGUGCCCCUCUACCCCCCUCCCAGAGGCAUGGACGCUGGGCUAGUGCCCCUCUAUCCCCCUCCCAGAGGCAUGGACACUGAACACUUUAAUUUUGUCAAUAGUUCUGUUAAUGUUUUCUGUUAUUGUCUAUAAUUACUGUUGAAUAAGUGAAUGGAGGGAUUCACAACUGUUCUGUAUAUA
Hypomesus transpacificus is the source of this 1640-nucleotide messenger RNA. Its product is annotated as vegetative cell wall protein gp1-like. The transcript has 6 exons. The record is from RefSeq and is a predicted model, not a curated record. NCBI's taxonomy places the organism in Eukaryota, Metazoa, Chordata, Actinopteri, Osmeriformes, Osmeridae. The coding region runs from base 553 to 1071 and encodes 172 amino acids.